This is a messenger RNA of Cherax quadricarinatus, 1860 nucleotides long. The record is from RefSeq and is a predicted model, not a curated record. NCBI's taxonomy places the organism in Eukaryota, Metazoa, Arthropoda, Malacostraca, Decapoda, Parastacidae.
AUGACGCUGCAGUGGUACAGACAGACGGACGGACGCGGGGAAGCUGAUGUCGUGAGUGAGCGUGUGUGUGUGUUGAGUGAGGCUGGGCAGGUGGGCAUGAUGAUGGGCGUCCGUGGGAAGGUCUCCACAGAAUGGAAGAAGAGAGUCAAGUCAGAAUACACGAGGCUGAGGUCACUGAAGAGGUUCAAACGUGCAGACGAGAUCAAGGCCGCCUGGAAUGAUAACAGAACUAAACUGGCUGAAUUGCUGGAACAAGAGGAUCAAACUGUAAUAGGGAUGGGUCCUGUGUGGGUGUGUUCAGUUGAAGCCCCACCACACCAGGCAGUCAUGAGGCGUACACAUGUCACCUCCUCAUGCAGUGAACCACUCUCUAUACCCAUCAAGACCAUCAAUGCUGUUAACCCAAUUCCGACAAUGUACACCUGGGCACCCCUUCAACAGAACUUCAUGGUUGAAGAUGAAACAGUUCUUCAUAAUAUUCCCUACAUGGGUGAUGAAGUCCUUGAUCAAGAUGGCAAAUUUAUUGAGGAACUGAUUCGUAACUAUGAUGGAAAAGUGCAUGGCGAUCGUGAAACUGGUUUUAUUGAUGACGAAAUAUUUGUGGAGUUGGUGGACACACUUGUGCAGCAGUAUCAGAAAAAAGAUAUUGGAAAAGAUAAGUUAGAUAAAAAGGCCAGUGUAAGGAAGGAAACCAAAACAAAAGAUGAAGAAGAUGAAGAUGAAGAAGAGGAAGAGGAGGAGGAGGAAGAGGAGGAACAAGAUGAUGACGAGGAAAAUAAUACACGUAAUAAAGAGGAUGAUGGUUGGGAGGGAUCAAACACAUCAGGGACAAAAGACUUCCCAUGUGCUGCCAUAUUUCAAGCUGUGUCAGCUCUUUUUCCUGAUAAGGGCUCAGCAGAAGAACUCAAGGAAAAGUACAUAGAGCUGACUGACCCUACAGCUCUUCCACCAGAAUGCACUCCUAACAUUGAUGGUCCCAAUGCAGAGAGUGUUCCCCAGGAACAGACAAUGCAUUCCUUCCAUACGCUUUUUUGUAGACGAUGCUUCAAAUACGACUGUUUUCUGCACCCCACCAAGGGAAGCACAGACGCCCCAGGCCUUGCAACAUCCCAUCCUCGACCACAUGGUGGAAAGAGAAAGAGUCCAGAAUUGCGGGCAGUGUCAGAGCCUUGUUCGCCAUUCUGCUAUUUACAUCUGCCCGAUGCCAAAGAAAAAAUGGUCGCAACAGCAUCUUCCUGUUCCUCUGAUAAACUGAGAGAUGACAAUGAAUCGUCCAAUGAUGCCAAACCUCGAAAGAUCCGAAAACAUGCAUCCGUAGAUUCUGGAAAUGAGGCAAGCUCAGAGGACAGUAAUGACAGCAUGAGGAUGAGCGGCCGAAAAAUAGAUAAGACCAGUACAAGUUGUGUUGAGUUUGAGUGCAAAACAUCAGUCUUGUCAGUGAACGGCAAUGGAAGUCUGGGCAGCAUGCACAAUAAAAGAGUGGUGUGCACAGAUUCAGAUGUUGUUCGCACAAACAAUAAAUAUGUUUACACUAAGCCACUCACCCUUGAGAGUCUGACAGUCAAAUUAUCAGAUGCAACAGAGCCUUACAACCUGGUGACGUGGCUGGGUUCAGAGGCUUCUAUGUUCCGUGUGCUGCACAAAGUCUUCCUCAACAAUUACUGUGCCAUCUCCCAAGCCAUCCUCACUAAAACUUGUCAACAGGUAUACUAUUUUGCACAAAAAGCCACUGACUUACCAGCAGAUGCCAGUGUGAAGGACAACACUCCUCCACGUAAAAAGAAAAAGAAGCAUCGUCUGUGGUCCAUGCACUGUAGGAAGAUUCAGGUGUGUUACCAGUCAUGAUUAAAUCAGUUUCCU